Molecule: messenger RNA, 1586 nt
Organism: Oncorhynchus gorbuscha (pink salmon)
Lineage: Eukaryota; Metazoa; Chordata; Actinopteri; Salmoniformes; Salmonidae
Product: zinc finger protein OZF-like
Exons: 4
Coding region: 228-1586 (452 amino acids)
Biological process (GO): regulation of transcription by RNA polymerase II
Molecular function (GO): DNA-binding transcription factor activity; RNA polymerase II cis-regulatory region sequence-specific DNA binding
Source: RefSeq, a predicted model, not a curated record
UUCGGCCAAAACCCAUAUCGUUCCAUCUUCUCCCGCUCUCUGUCAGUGGGCUUUCCUCUCACUACCAUAUUUAUACAUCCAAUGAAAUAUAUGUCGCAUUGUCCUGUCUGUGAUGUCGCAUUUGCUCUGUUGCAGUGGUGGAACAGGAAGUUCCGGGAAGGCGCCAGAAUUGUGUGGUGAAGACGAUAUAUUUAGUGUCCGUUUCACAUGUAUUACAGGGUCCAGAGAUGGCAUCAGUGAAGCUGGAAGACUGCAGUCAAACACUGGAGCUGAAUGUCAACAUUAAAGAUGAAGAAGAAGAGGAGACGAUUGGGAAAUCUGUUUAUGAUGGUCGACUCAGGUCAAGUCUGAGGCCUGUAACAUCACCAGUGAGGACAAUCCCAGCCUGCCUCUCUCCUUCCAAACUGAGUCCAAAUCUACAGUCACUGGGUCCUGAUUGUGACAGUGGAGCCCAGUUUGCACUGCAGGAUCCAGAGAUGGCAUCAGUGAAGCUGGAAGACUGCAGUCAAACACUGGAGCUGAAUGUCAACAUUAAAGAUGAAGAAGAGGAGGAGAAGAUUGGGGAAUCUGUUUAUGAUGGAGACCAUGUUGAGACAUUCUCUACAUCCAGAGAGCAACAGCAGGAAGAUCACAGGGCUAAGACGUCUCACCACUGCCCACAUUGUGAGGAGAUUUUCCCAUUUCUAUCAAAGCUUAAAAUACACAUAAAAAUACACACAGGAGAGAAUCCGUAUUCCUGCACUAACUGUGGAAAGAGAUUCACAACAUCACAAUCUCUGACAGUUCAUCAGAGAGUGCACACUGGAGAGAAGCCUUACUCUUGCUCUGUGUGUGGGAAGAGGUUCUCUCAACAGAUCCACUUACAAACACACCAACAUGUACAUACAGGAGUGAAGCCACACUCCUGCUCUGAGUGUGGGAAGAGGUUCUCUCAACAGUUCCACUUACAAAUACACCAACAUGUACAUACAGGAGUGAAGCCAUACUCCUGCUCUGACUGUGGGAAAACUUUCUCCCGAUUGGAUACCUUAAAAACACAUGAACGUAUCCAUACAGGAAAUAAUCCAUAUUCCUGUACUGACUGUGGGAAGACUUUCUCCCGAUUGGAUACCUUAAAAAUACAUGAACGUAUACAUACAGGAGAGAAUCCGUAUUCCUGUACUGACUGCGGGAAGAGCUUCACAACGUCAGGGACACUGAUAAUUCAUCAGAGAGUGCACACUGGAGAGAAACCUUACUCCUGCUCUGGCUGUGAGAAGAGGUUCUCUCAACAUAUCCACUUACAAAAACACACACGUCUACAUACAGGAGAGAAGCCUUACUGCUGCUCUGACUGUGGGAAGAGUUUCUCUCAACAGAACCACUUCAGAUCUCACCAGCGAAUACAUACAGGAGAGAAGCCGUACUGCUGCUCUGAAUGUGGAAAGAGUUUCAUCCGAUUGGAAAUAUUAAAAUGCCACCAGCGAAUACAUACAGGAGAGAAGCCUUACUGCUGCUCUGAGUGUGGGAAGAGUUUCUCACAACUGGGCAACUUAAAAACACACCAACUUAUACAUAAAGGAGAGAAGCCUUUACUCCUGCUCUGA